Molecule: messenger RNA, 4855 nt
Organism: Linepithema humile (Argentine ant)
Lineage: Eukaryota; Metazoa; Arthropoda; Insecta; Hymenoptera; Formicidae
Gene: Calx
Product: sodium/calcium exchanger 3
Biological process (GO): sodium ion transmembrane transport; calcium ion import across plasma membrane; cell communication
Cellular component (GO): sarcolemma; axon; postsynapse
Molecular function (GO): calcium:sodium antiporter activity
Source: RefSeq, a predicted model, not a curated record
CCCCUGAUAUAAAGCGAGAAAGAGGGAGCAUUCGCUGCGAGGGGAAACAAAGAGAAGGGUGCAACGCGAGGGUUCGAACGGAAGUAAAACGGGGUGCAGAAAAAGCGAUGAAGAGAAAGGAAGAAAGCGGGGAAUGCUCGGAGGGGAAAUAGAUACUCUAGGCAUUCUGCGCACAAACAAAUACAGAAUGCUACUGUGCUGUAAAGCGUGACGAGGAGAGCGUCAAACUACAGAGAAACGCCCGCAAACACGCGGAAGAUGGUGGUGUCUCUUCGCGAACGAUGAAGACAGAGAUAUUGCCGGCAAGCUUGGUACCGUCGGUGCAGUAAACCGUCAACAAGGACGGACGCACCACUGGCAUAGAUGAAGUAGAUGAAGACGGAAAUACUACGGCGUGGGCGGCGGUACUAUCGUUGUGCAGUACAGUAGACAAGGACGAAGGUAUCGUCGUUGCGACGAGCUGAAUAAAGACGGGAGGAUCGUCGACACUAAAGUUAACAAGAACAGAGAUAUCGUCGAUGCAAUGAAGUAGACAAGGACGGGAGCACCGUGGAGACGAGGUCGGCGGUACUGUCGGUAUGAUCACGAAGACGAGGACGGAAGCAUCGUCGGCGUGUCGUGGCCGACGAGGAUGAGGCUAGAGAGUGAGACGAGAGAGAAGGCUAAAGGGCGAGGAGAGAGGCAGGAAAACGGGGUGGCCGCGUCUGGCUAGCUCGAGACACCACUCCCCACUCGGUCUGGCCGCUCUCUCCUCUAGCUUCCUCUCUUUCUCUCUCUCCUCUUUCAGUGUUCGUUCGAACGCGGCCCGGUACGGUUCUAUCUACCCCGUGGUGUCGAAGGGUCCGCUUCGUGAUGGGAGCUCACUGCCGCGGUGGUAUCGGCGGGUUCCCUCGGUAGCCGGUUCCCAACGCCGAUGCACUUUCCUCAGGGCGGCCCGGUUCUAGUUUAUCUCUCCGGUGAGGGCAAGUGUGUGUGUGAGGAAGAAGAUUAACGGAGCAGGAGUGCGUGAGUGCAAGGAAAGAUAGAACAGUGAGAAAGAAGGAGAGAGGGAGAGAGAGAGAGAGAAAAAAAAGAGACAAAAAACCUGCCUGAUAAGCAAACAAUAUUCAAGAAUUGGUAAACAAAGCUAAUUAAUAAAAAGAUUGGAGAAAUUAGCUUCAACUAAUCAAAGACACUGCAAUUCGACGCUGUAAUUAUUAUUGUUCGUGAGAAAGCUCCGAAGCAUCAUCCCCUUCUUGUCAGUAACAACGAGCAUAUCUAUAUCACGCGCGCGAUCGCGAUUCGUCGGAAUUUUAUGCAUUCUGCACUAAAUUUUGCUCCGCUGGUGUCAGUGUCAAUGUGACAGAAAGCAAAAAUCGUAAAGGAAGAGCGGUAAAAAAAGAAAAAAUUAACAACGAGUCUUCAAGUUUAAAUUAUUUCUCUCGAGAUUCAAAAGCAGAAAUUUGCUUCGCUUCUCUGCUACUUUUUUUCAGAGACGUUUUCUGCAAGAUAACACCGUAAGAAAAUCGCUCGUCAUUCUGAAUGAGAAACGAAAAAACCUAACGGAACUUUUUUCGCAAAAUAAAACCGACUAGACUGUUAGAAGAUCACACCAAAUUCCAGCUGCAGUUUUCGAGACACGCAACUCGGGCAAAAUGAUGGGAAAUUACUCGGUGCGCUGCGAGCCGGGCCUAGUGAUGCCGCUCUGGCGUCCGGUGGAAAACCUGCAUCUAAUUGACAUCAUCUUUCGAGGCCUGGUGUACUUCCUGUUGUUGUAUCUGUUCAUCGGCGUGUCGAUCAUCAGCGAUCGCUUCAUGGCGGCUAUCGAGGUGAUUACGUCCAAGGAGAAAGAGCUUGUGGUGCGUCGUCAGGGCAGAGAGCCGCAGAUCGUCGUGGUGCGAGUGUGGAACGAGACGGUGGCCAAUCUGACCUUGAUGGCGCUCGGCAGCAGCGCUCCUGAGAUUCUGCUGUCCAUUAUCGAGAUUUGGGCGAAGAAUUUCCAGGCUGGCGAGCUAGGUCCGGGUACGAUCGUCGGCUCCGCCGCCUACAAUCUCUUCGUCAUCAUUGCUUUAUGCGUAUUCGUGAUUCCUAACGGAGAGACCCGAAAGAUAAAGCAUCUGCGUGUGUUUUUCGUCACGGCCACUUGGAGCAUCUUCGCUUACGUGUGGCUCUACAUUAUCCUGGCGGUCUCCAGUCCGGGUGUGCUGGAGGUCUGGGAAGGCAUACUGACCUUCUCUUUCUUCCCGGCCACAGUUUUGACGGCUUACGUCGCCGAUCGACGGCUGCUGAUCUACAAAUAUCUGAACAAGGGCUACCGAAUGAACAAGCGGGGUGUGAUCGUACAGGCGGAGGCCGGGGAUUCCGAGGUGGGGGUGGAGCUGGAGAUCAAGCCUCAACAAGAUGGUCUCCACGGCAUGGUGGACCGCCUGGCCGAUGCUGACUCCCCUGAAGCGCGGGAGUUCGAGCAAACUCGAAGAGACUACAUUAAUACUUUGAAAGAAUUGCGCAAAAAGUACCCUGCUCUACCGCUGGAACAAUUGGAAGUCAUGGCUCACGAAGAGGUACUGGGUAAGGGCCCGAAGAGCAGGGCUUUUUACAGAGUGCAGGCUACGAGAAAAAUGGUGGGCGCGGGGAAUCUUAGUAGGAAGAUCAGCGAAAGAGCGCAAAGUGACCUCAGCGAGGUCAAGGCCGAGUUGCAGAAAGCGGAAGCCGAGAGUAUCGACAUUGAACACGUCAAUGCCAUGAGAGUGUUCUUUGAACCCGGUCAUUAUACCGUGAUGGAGAACGUCGGAACCUUCGAAGUGGGAGUUACUAGAGCUGGAGGCGAUCUCAGCAGACCCUGCAGUGUGGAUUAUUGCACGGAGGAUGGUUCCGCCGAAGCAGGAUCUGAUUAUGUCAGCGCUAAAGGCACUCUAAACUUCGCACCUGGCGAAACCAAUAAGACCAUCAAGCUCUCUGUUAUCGAUGAUGAAUUGUUUGAAGAAGACGAGCAUUUCUACGUUAGGCUCAGUAACGUGUCACAGCCAGCAAUGCUCGUCUCGCCAAGCCUGGCGACAGUAAUGAUUUUGGAUGAUGAUCACAGCGGCAUAUUUGGUUUCCCUGAAAGAGACGUGGAGCUAGUGGAAAGUGUGGGCCAGCAUCCCCUACGAGUGAUACGCUACAGUGGGGCCCGAGGUCGUGUUAUCAUUCCCUAUCGCACUGUGGAGGGCACCGCAAAACCCGGCAAGCAAUACGUGCAUACCGAAGGCAGUCUAACUUUCGAAGAUAAUCAGACAGAGAAAUUCCUUAACCUGGAAAUAAUCGAGGAAGAUUCUUACGAGAAAGAUGCACUUUUCUACGUUGAAUUGAACGACCCAAUGCUGCAAGGAGCGGAGGCAGGAAUCGCGGCAGCGGCGGAGAUGAAACAACCGGAGGAGAGAACAGAAGAAGAGAAAAUGGCGUUAUUGGGCAGACCGCGGCUGGGUGAGGUAACCCGAGCUCAGAUCAGGAUCAAAGAGUCCAAGGAGUUCAAGAACACUGUGGAUAAGCUCGUCCAGCGGGCAAAUGCCUCCAUAAUACUCGGCACAAGCUCUUGGAAGGAACAAUUUACGGACGCGCUGACCGUUAGCGGAGGCGAUGAGGACGAAGAAGGUGGUCGACCUUCUUCACCAUCAGCGAUGGAUUAUCUUAUGCAUUCGCUCACCAUCUUCUGGAAGGUUCUCUUUGCUUUCGUCCCACCUACUGAUAUCGCCAGCGGUUAUCUGUGCUUCAUCACCAGUAUCUUAGGAAUUGGUGUCGUGACGGCGGUAAUCGGCGAUGUCGCUUCGUACUUUGGUUGCACCUUAGGCAUCAAGGAUUCUGUCACCGCGGUGGUUUUCGUCUCUCUCGGCACUAGCAUCCCCGAUACAUUCGCGAGCAAGGUGGCCGCUUGCCAGGACAAGUAUGCCGAUGCGAGCGUGGGCAAUGUGACUGGAAGUAACGCGGUAAACGUCUUCCUGGGGAUCGGCGUCGCGUGGAGUAUCGCCGCCAUUUACCGUGCCUGCCACAGCGAACCGUUCCUCGUCGAACCCGGCAACUUAGCCUUCUCCGUCACCAUAUUCUGCAGCGAAGCUUGUAUAGUGAUCGUAGUAUUGCUGGUGAGGCGAAUAAAAUCGAUCGGCGGCGAAUUGGGUGGGCCCUUUGUACCGAAGGUCGUCACAUCCGCGUUCCUGUUCUCCCUCUGGUUACUCUACCUCAUCAUGUCCACCCUUGAGGCCUACGGCGUGAUCCAGGGCUUUUAAAUCAAGGCCCGCACGACGCCAUUACGUCGGCCUACCCACUGCGCGUAUCUUAAGCUCUGGCGUCCGCCAAGGCAUGUGCUCAACGAAACUUCUACCCGGAUAUAGAAGCGGGAUCGCAACGGUACGAUUUCGCAAAGAACGCGAAUUCUAACUGUGCUGAGAAUUCACAUAAGUUCGCUCCCAACCUGAGACGAGCGUGGUUAACAACGAACAUGAUCGCGUGAUCUAUUUAAUGCGUGUGGAUAAUAUGUGUAUGUAUGUGUAGAUAUAUCUGAGAGCGUGAGUGUGCUUGUGAGUGCAUCCAACGAAGGGAAGAGAGAAAAUCAAGCGAAGGAAAGAGUAAACGAAGAAAGGAAAGAGACAAUGGAGAAGGAGAAGUGUGUGAAAAAAGUGAGUUUGCCUUAUAAUAAUCCAAAGAAAAAAGAAAAAAAAAGAAAUUAAGUGCGUUCUAGUCAUGCCAUGCUCUUCAUAAAGAGGAUCUGGCUGAUAUCAAAGAAAUGAAAGAAGAAAAGUGAAGAAAUAUAGAUAGUAUACAUAUGUACUGGGUCAAAUUGUGGGUACGUAUGCGUACAUAGUGUAUUUAUUUAAUCCUUUAAGGAAUACAGGUUUCUAUGGUA